AUGGACGCCGAAGGCGGCGACCGGGGCGCAGGCUUGCGGGCAAGGGGUCGCGGGCCUCAUCGGGAACCUGUCCAGAAGGUGGCUAUAAACUGGUGCGUUUGCAAAGGCGCAAUUCCGAUUCCCGGCGUGAAGACAGUGAGGCACGUGGAGGACAACUUGGGCGCGCUCGGCUGGAGGCUGAGCCCUGAUGAGAUCUCAGAGCUGGAAGCCGCGGCGAUGGAGUGCCCCAAGAAGAUGGUUCAGAACAUAUUUCAGACCGCAUGA
Triticum turgidum subsp. durum (durum wheat) is the source of this 264-nucleotide messenger RNA. The record is from the annotation of a GenBank genome assembly. NCBI's taxonomy places the organism in Eukaryota, Viridiplantae, Streptophyta, Magnoliopsida, Poales, Poaceae.